GAGCAGCACUGUCGGGGUGGAGGCUGGGAGGUCGGCAGCAUGGGAGGUGUUCACGCUGGUGAGAGGAUGGCAGGAGUUUUCUCCUAUGAGAGUUCAGAAAUCGACUGGUGUGAAGACAACUACAGACACUCUGAGCAUGUGGUCGAGUCCUUUAACACACAGAUGAGCAGCUUUAUUUUCUUCAUCAUUUCUCCCAUCAUGCUCUACCUUUUGCACCCUUACGCCAAAGAGAGGAACUUGGCGAUCCACCUGGUGUGGGUCAUGAUGAUUUUUGUAGGGCUUUUCUCGGCAUACUUCCACAUGACUCUUAGUUUUGUUGGUCAGAUGUUGGAUGAACUCUCGAUCUUGUGGGUGUUGGCAGUUGGAUAUGCGGUCUGGUUCCCUCGCAGACUCUUCCCUUCCUUUAUAAAAGACAGGUCCACAUUUUCAAAGCUCGUCCUGUUGGUUACUGUCAUCAGCUCCGUGUCAUCAUUUGUCAAACCCACAGCUAAUGCCUACGCUUUAAACUGCUUCGGCCUCCAUCUGCUUUACACUCUGAUUAUGGAGAUGAAAUGCUGCACUGACCAGAAGGCUCUGCGUCUCGCCAAGCUGUCGGUCGCUCUGUGGGUGCUCGCCAUCUCCUGCUGGCUCAGUGACCGCUUUGGCUGCAGUUUCUGGCAGCGGAUCAACUUCUGCUACCUGCAUGGUUUUUGGCACAUUCUGAUCGUGAUAGCUGUAGCCUACGGCAGCACCCUCAUAGCGUACCUGGAUGCCAACUACGAGAUACCAUACUCGCUGCCUGGACUGCAGUUCUGGCCCUGUGAUAAAUGGGCUGUUGGGUUACCUCACAUUGUCCUGAAAGGCACCCCCAAGACUGAGAAACGGUGCUGACGACAUUAAAAUCAAAUUUAACUCUGGAAGAAUAUAUCUAUUAGUUUACUCAACUAAUGAGUAAAAUCCCUCAAAUCCAGUGUCAGAGUAGAGUAGUUGCGGCUUUCCAAAGCUUUCCAAACAUCAAAGAGCACUUAGGACAAACUUUACUGUCCAAAAAGAAAAGAUGGCACAUGUUGGUUGCUUUUGCUACUUUAAGCUUUUUGAAUUUAAUUUAUUUAAAACAUGGCAAUGAGACAUUUAGCUUUGAUUUUAAAAUGAAAUACCUCUGGAGGGCACUGUGUAUGAAUACCUAAAUCCAUCAGUUUAAAAAUAAUAAAAUUUAAAGUACUGUAAGUAACACAUGUGUAAGUUACAUAUUUAAUGUUAAUCUUAAUAUGUAACUUAUACAUAUAUAAAAUAUAUGAGUGCAUACACAUUUUUAAUCAUGCUAUCAACUUAAAAUAUAAUAAAUAGUAUGGUAUUUAUAUGAUCGCAGAUUACUUUUUAGCCUUUAGAUUUAUAGUUCUAACACAGUAGCACAGGAAGAGCACUACUUCAACUGGAAACUUUGCCCUUAAUUUUGCUCUUCAAGAUAUGGUUGUUUUAUUGAUGCACUUACUUGAACAUUAAAACCUAUAAUCAUAAUUUCAAAAUACUAUUUGAGCCAGGUGGCUGCAGGCAGAACUUUUGGUUUUAUGUGCAUGUGAUGUAAGUGUUUUUGUUUUUCUUUUGUUUUUUGUGAGACAUUUUUUCAGUUUUUAAGACAAUGACCUUUAUAAAACUGUGUGCAGUGAUCUUGGAUGAUUGACAAAAAGAGGAACACUUUUUGGACAAAUGUGUAAAUGUGUGUGUGUGUGUGUGUGUGUGUGUGUGUGUGUGUGUGUGUGUGUGUGUGUGUGUGUGUGUGUGUGUGUGUGUGUGUGUGAUCUUAUUUUGUUUUUCAGGAUACAAAUGCACUGUCAGAUAUCCCAGUGACUGUAUGUUUUCUUGUGAUAAAAUUAUUGCUUUACCAAGACAGCGAAAAAAAGCAAACAAAAAAGAAAUCUUGGCAUUAAACGCUACAGAGAAACAUGUUUACAUUUAAAAUACCUCAGUGUUUGACAUCCAUGUGCCCUGUCCUCGUGGUUAGUGUGUGCUGAGUAACCUGAGCUUUUACUCCCAUUUUUAGUAAGUAUGAACUGUAACAUUUUAAUGACAUUUCAGUUAUGUCUCUGGUCUGUUUCAGAGAGGAAAUGGUGCAGUUUGAUUCAGGAAAUUUGACUCUAGAGUGCAUUUGUGCAUUUGGACAUGCCAGGCCCAGAACAACCUGUUACAAGCCUUUCCUUCAGUUGAGAAUAUUCAGGGAUGUUGUGCCUCCAUUCACAUGCGCUUUCCCGAAGCAGACAAUAGAUCAUUUAUGCAAACAAACAGACAGGUGUGCUCUUCACUUUAGUGUACAACACUGACCUCCUGUGGACAAAGAGAUAUCAGCAGCUGGUGAUAGCUUAGAGCCAUGUGUCAAAAUAGGAUUAAUUUCCUUUAUGGCAGAAUAAAUUCUCCAGUAGUUUACUGUUGUGACUGAAAACUCUUAGUUUGCUUCCAAAACCUGUGUGUCCAAGUCCGGGGUCACUAGGAGCAUAGCCAGGGUACACCCUGUGUGUUUUGGGUUUUUUUUGUAUUUUUGGGGUGGAAAUACUGGAAUUUUUUUUAGGCUUCACUGGGUCAAUAAAAAUCCCUCAAAUGGAACAAUCAGAGGGCAGUGAGUUACCUUUAUUGAAACUGCUCAUGGCUGAUAUUCGGUCUAAGGCCAGAGAAAGGUUAAGAUCAGCUCCACUACAUAAUUUAUAGACAGAGAUAUGUUUUGUAUGUGUUACCUUGCUAAUAUAUUUGUUCAAAUUGUAUGGAAGGCACUGCAUGCUGGGAUUCAGCUAUAUUGUUUUUAUUAAU
Messenger RNA from Archocentrus centrarchus (flier cichlid), 2778 nucleotides. RefSeq names its product alkaline ceramidase 1 (gene acer1). The record is from RefSeq and is a predicted model, not a curated record. Gene Ontology annotation, biological process: sphingosine biosynthetic process; ceramide catabolic process. The coding region runs from base 40 to 870 and encodes 276 amino acids. Gene Ontology annotation, cellular component: endoplasmic reticulum; membrane. Gene Ontology annotation, molecular function: N-acylsphingosine amidohydrolase activity. The transcript has 7 exons. NCBI's taxonomy places the organism in Eukaryota, Metazoa, Chordata, Actinopteri, Cichliformes, Cichlidae.